AUUGGGCCAUCCAUACUAUGAUUGAUUUUGCCUCGAAUGUUCUGACUGGAUCGAGUUCAACGAAAAAGGCAAGAUGCCCUAAACCAAAGCCUCCGGAAAGUUCUUAUGAAUUUGUAUUACCUUCAUCUUUAAAUGCGGGAGCCGGUAAUGUUGACUAUAUGCUUAUCGCAGAAAUAUCUCGAAAAAGAAACAUUUUGAAAUUCCAAAAGUCAAAGAAAAGGGUUUCUUGCUAUUGUAAUAUCUUAAAAUAUUAUUUACUCCCACCACCAAUUCCUAUAUAUUGGGUAGAAUAUGAUACCAAGAAAGCCAUCGAAUUAAAUGGUCUAGGUUAUGACAUUCGCAUGGAUGGUGAAAAUUUUGGACCAAGUAACCCGAUAAUUGUUUAUGCAAAAUUGAAACUAUAUAAUCCUAAAUUAAAGAUUAAAGAAAUAUUCGUUGGAUUAAAAAAAUAUUGUAGUUUUAAAGCUGAAGGUAAUACAAAUUCUGUAAAGGGAUAUGUAUUAAACGAACGAGUUGUUGGUGAUACAAUCACAUGGGAUAAUUAUAAUGAAUACUAUUGUGUUUUUACUUUAAACGUUCCUGAAGAUUUAACAAGAAUUGGACAGAAAUUCAAACAUAAGCUUGUUUUUGUUCGAUAUGUCGAGGUGGAGGUUAUCUUUGUUACGCUUCUGGCCAUCCAUGUUCACCCUAUACCAGGUAACGACGCACUUUGUAUGGGGAUUAUUAAUCCUAUGCCAAUUGCUAACGUGGUGAUAUCAUUUGAAACAGGUCCAUCCAUCACUAACGAUUUCAAUUUCAGUGAUAAUUUGAAUGUUUCUGGUGGUGCACUCGCAGCUGAUGAUAAUGAGAUGGAUAACCUUUUUAGAACGUCUAAAUUAAGCAAAGGAUUCUACAGGGAUUAA
Molecule: messenger RNA, 902 nt
Organism: Entrophospora sp. SA101
Lineage: Eukaryota; Fungi; Glomeromycota; Glomeromycetes; Entrophosporales; Entrophosporaceae
Source: the annotation of a GenBank genome assembly